Messenger RNA from Malaya genurostris, 4185 nucleotides. RefSeq lists its product as uncharacterized. The record is from RefSeq and is a predicted model, not a curated record. Gene Ontology annotation, molecular function: nucleic acid binding; zinc ion binding. Bases 1 to 4185 code for a protein of 1394 amino acids. NCBI's taxonomy places the organism in Eukaryota, Metazoa, Arthropoda, Insecta, Diptera, Culicidae. The transcript is spliced from 3 exons. Gene Ontology annotation, biological process: DNA integration.
AUGCAGGCGGCUAAAGCACCGAGCGAGAAGAAAAUGAAGGCGAAAGAGAUAAAACGAAGGAACAUCAUCGAAGCUCUGAAGCGAAUGGAUGAAUUUUUGAUGAAUUUUGAUCCAACCCAACAUCAACACGAGGUUCCCAUCCGGCUCGAACGUUUGGAUAAGCUUAUCGAGACGUUUGAGAUGAUCCAAUCUGAAUAUGAGGCAUUCGACGACAGCGAAAAAUUCGUAACCGCGAAUCUUGAGUGUAGAGCGGCUAUAGAGGAACAAUAUUUUCGUUUAAAAGCUGGGUUGUUAUCUAAAUCACCACAAACCGUUCCUGUACCAGUAGCUAAAAGUUCGACUGCUAAUGCCUGUCCCAUCUCAUCUAACUUGACAAAUGUAAAGUUGCCAACGAUUACUCUACCCGAGUUUGAUGGAGAUUUCAACAACUGGCUGACAUUCCAUGACACAUUUGUCUCCAUGAUCCAUUCUUCAACGGAAAUUUCCUGCGUCCAGAAAUUUCAUUAUCUUCGAGCGUCGUUGAAAGGAGAAGCAUCGAGUUUGAUUCAAUCAAUUAUUAUUACUGCAGCAAACUAUGCAAUAGCUUGGGAGACACUUGUCAAACGCUAUUCAAACAAGGUUAUUCUUAGAAAGAAGCACAUUCGCGCUCUGCUCAAAUACCCUAAAAUCCCAAAUAAUUCGGUUAAUGCUUUGCACAAAAUAAUUGAUGACUUCCAGCACCAUACGAAAGUGCUGCAGCAACUUGGUGAAUCUGUUGAACAUUUAGACUUUAUACUGAUGGAACUACUGGAGGACAAGCUGGAUGAUGCAUCGUUACAAGCAUGGGAGGAAUCCGUAUCAGCAGAUGAUCAGCCAACCUAUACUAAGAUGAUAGAAUUCCUUCAGAAGAGAACCCGUGUGCUAGAAACAAUUCUCAUCAACCGCCCACAACAUUCUAACGCUAGAUGUACUAAUUACAAUACCGGAAACAAAAAAUCUUUUCAACCCCGAAUCAACUCCAAUGCCAUGGCAGCAGCUGUUCCCAAAGCAUUUCCGUUAUGCCCUGCCUGCGAAAAGGACAAGCAUUCAAUAAUGGAUUGUCCUAUCUUUAACGGAUUUGACGUGAAGGGACGUUUGAAAGUAGUAGCAGACAAAGGACUUUGCAGCAACUGUUUUCGGAGCGAUCAUUUCGCUCGUGUAUGCCGAUCAAAAUACCACUGUAAGCACUGCAACAAGCGCCACCACUCAAUGAUUCAUCCCGGACCGUUUACCACUAAUCAGUUGCCCAGUAAUAGUCAAGCUAAUAGUAACACUUCUACUAGCUCAUCUCAGAUUAUUUCAACUAUUGCCACUCAACCGGCUGGAAAAUUCAAUCUAUCUAAGCCUGUAUAUGUGGAAAGUGGAAACGUUAUUCUGUCGACUGUCGUCCUGCUGGUCGUCGACGCCUAUGGUCAGGAACAUAUUGCCCGAGCUCUGUUAGACACAGGAUCACAGCCAAACGCUAUCAGCGAGCGCCUGUGUCAACAACUGCAUCUUCCCCGAAAAAUCGUAAAUGUUCCAAUCGCUGGAGUGGAUGACACAGGAUCACAGCCAAACGCUAUCAGCGAGCGCCUGUGUCAACAACUGCAUCUUCCCCGAAAAAUCGUAAAUGUUCCAAUCGCUGGAGUGGAUGGUACUAUUACCAAUUCGAAGUACCAAAUACGCGCUGAAAUACGCUCUAGAGUAUCUCCAUAUAAGGAAGUGUUAGAUUUCCUCGUACUACGGAAAGUUACCAACGACACCCCACCGUUUUCAAUUAUCACACCCAACUGGGAAAUACCCGAACAUUUUCAGUUUGCUGACCCCGAGUUCAACGUAAAAAGGAGAGUCGAUAUGAUCAUCGGAGCCGGUCAUUUUUAUUCACUGCUACUUGAGGGCCGAUUCCGUUUAGCUAAUAAAGGUCUUAUGCUAGUUGAUACUAUGUUCGGCUGGCUAGUCACAGGAAAGAUGGGCCUCGGCGAAGAAAAUACUCAUCAAGCACCAAUAACUUGUCAUAUGGCGACAGUUAUGCCCGUAGAUGAGUUGCUAGAACGGUUUUGGUCAGUGGAAGAAUGUAGUUCAUCUAAUUAUUCGCUUGCUGAACAGCAAUGUGAGGACUUAUUCAAUGAAAGCACAACACGUGAUUCUGAUGGGCGUUAUAUUGUACGCUUGCCGAAAAAGGAAAAUUUCACGCAACUACUCGGAGCAUCGAAGCUAAAUGCUUUCAAGCGAUUCAAGUGGUUGGAGAAAAAAUUAGAAAAGGACCGUGAUUUAAAACAGCAAUAUCACGACUUUAUGUCGGAAUACAUUCGGUUGGGUCACAUGAACGAAAUUUCUGAAGACAACCUUGAUGGUCCUGACGCCUGCUAUCUACCGCACCAUCCCGUAAUAAAGACUGCAAGCUCUACCACAAAGGUGCGUGUCGUCUUUGACGGUUCUGCGAAAACAAGAACCGGUCAUUCACUGAAUGAUGCCCUAUUGGUUGGGCCCGUCGUACAGGACGAAUUGAUUACUAAUGUAUUACGAUUCCGUAAAUUCCCGAUUGCGUUGGUGGCGGACAUCGAAAAAAUGUACCGCCAGGUUUCGAUGCAUCCAGAAGACCGUCGUUUGCAACGAAUUUUUUGGAGAUUCCAUGAUUCACAACCCAUAGCUACAUAUGAGCUUGGUACCGUUACGUAUGGUCUCGCUCCGUCGUCGUUUCUAGCUACAAGGACCUUAAAACAACUUGCCGACGAUGAUGGUGCACCGUUUCCUAAAGCCACAAGAGCAUUGAAAAACUGUUUAUAUGUCGACGAUUUCAUCGGCGGAGAACAUUCCGUCGAAGAAGCGAUCCAGUUACGCAAUGAACUAAACGAACUUUUAUACAAGGGUGGUUUUUGUCUUCGAAAGUGGAGCUCCAACUCACCGGAUGUUUUGAGCGAUUUGCCUAAACAACUCCUCUGGACGGAUACCGCUCGAAAUUUUGCACCAGAUGAGACGAUCAAAACUUUAGGUGUCAAUUGGGAACCAGCAUCCGAUAAAUUUCGGUUUGAUGUAUCCAUAACAUUGAGGGAUGAGCCGGUGACGAAGCGCAGUGUCCUAUCUGUUAUAGCGCAGCUAUAUGAUCCACUAGGUUUAGUGGCUCCCGUUAUUGUUCGGGCAAAAAUAUUAUUGCAACAUCUUUGGUUGUUGGCUUUAGAUUGGGACGAUGAACCAACAGGACAACUACCGAUUGGACGAGUAACCCCCAAUGAAGCUUUCACCCAUACUGGUGUUGAUUAUUGUGGCCCUCUGUACCUGAAACCAACGCAUCGUAGAGCAGCAGCAAGGAAAUGUUACGUGGCCGUGUUCAUUUGCCUUACGACGAAGGCCGUUAAUUUGGAAUUAGUUGGCGAUUUAUCUACCAAUACUUUUCUCAUGGCGCUCAACCGUUUCAUUUGGCGACGAAACAAACCGUACCAUAUGUACUCGGACAACGGUACAAAUUUCAUCGGUGCAAAGAACAGUCUUCAACAACUGUACAAUAUGCUCCAACCAGGACCCGAACAGAAUCGCAUCUCCAAGCAACUUGCAGAGGACGGCAUCCAGUGGCAUCUGAUCCCUCCACGUUCCCCUAACUUCGGGGGGCUAUGGGAAGCAGCGGUUAAAGUGGCUAAAACGCAUCUAGUUCGGCAGCUUGGUAGCAGUACACUCUCCUAUGAAGAACUCGCCACUGUACUGACAAUGAUCGAAGGCUGUAUGAACUCGCGACCUCUCACCCCAUUUUCGGAUGACCCUAGCGACCUAUCAGCUUUAACUCCGGCACACUUCCUCGUUAAGAAUAUGAUUCGUCCAUUGCCAGAACCAGACAUCCGACACGUUCCACUUAAUCGACUAACUCAAUAUCAGCGAAUUCAAGCCUAUGCUCAAAGAUUUUGGUACAGAUGGAGAAAUGAAUAUUUAAAGCAACUUCAAUUGCAGUACACAGUCAACCCUCGACCGUUUAAUCUUGAUGUUGGAUCUGUAGUGAUAAUCAAGGACGAAUCACUUUCUCCGGCACGUUGGCCGCUCGGCCGCAUUGUGGAAAUACAUCCAGGUCCCGAUCAUGUCACCCGUGUCGUGACGUUGCGCACUUCAUCUGGCACACUGAAGCGAUCUGUAUCGAAGAUAUGCCCUCUGCCUUGCACAUCGAAUCUGGAGGACUUUGUCCCAGAAUCAGUUUCCAAAUAA